UAACAUUUCAUUGCUCCCGUGGAACAGCCGAUGGCGGAAGAGUUUCAGGGCGAGGCCCAGCCGCCACCUCCACCAGAGGAGGAGUACCGGAACUCCGACCGUCGAGAGGAGCGCAGUCGCGGCAAACGCAGCCGGGACCGCCGCAGCCGCGACCGGCGGAGCAGAGACCGGCGUCGGAGCCGGGAUAAACGUAGCCGCGAUCGAGACCGGCGACGCAGUCGGUCACGGUCUCGACGCAGAGGGGGCGGCUCUUUGCAGGAUGAGCUUCGGGCAGAUCGGGGUGAGGAGCCGCAAGAGCGGAUGGAGGAACCUCCCCCGCCCUCGGAGGCACCACCACCACCGCCACCUGACGAACCCAAGCGAAAGAAGUCUCGCUGGGGUGAGGAAGAUCCUUUGGCUGCAGCAGGAAUCCCUGACUGGCUCCGGGACCAGUUCUCUGUCCCCAAGCUGCCGCCAGAGCCUGUAGUCCGAGCCGGCCAGCGCAAGGUGAAGGUGCCUCAGCACUGUGUCGGCAGGAUUCUGGGGAAGAUGGGAGCCACGAUCAAUGAGAUCCAAGAGGCUUCAAACACAGACAUCAAGAUGAAUCAGGACACCAAGGAAGCAGGCUACAGUUACGCCAUUGUCACCAGCAUUAAAAAUGUCGUGGGCGACCUUGACACAGCUGAGCGUCUCAUCAAUGAGAAGAUCGCAGGCGGCGGCGGUGGUGGCAACAAAGGUGGCGGUGGAGGUAUGGCCCAGCCGCUGCCAACGCCUGCUGGCAGUGAAACCAGGGAGAUGAGGGUGGAGAAGGCCCAUGUUGGCAGCUUGAUCGGCAAGGGCGGCGAAGUCAUCAGGAUGAUGACUUCCGAAGCUGGGUGUCAGAUUCAAAUCGACCAGAGCCAAUCCGGAGAGGGCGCCACGAUCAUCCUUGGUCCUGGCUCAGCUGAACAAGUGCAGAAAGCGGAGGAUCUCAUAAAUGCGAAAAUUGUCGAGAAGUUUGGGAACAAGGGCGGUGGCCCAAGGCCACCCAUGGGAAUGGGACGACCACCAAACAGCUUGCCACCACUUGGAGGCAUGUGUCCGCCGCCCCCGAGCUGUGGCGGUGGCUUGGCGGGAGUCCCUCGACCACCCCUGCCGUUGAACUUAAGCCCUGGUUUGGCUGGAGGCAAAGGCUGCGGCCCUGGCCCUGGCUGCGGGGGUUGCGGUUGUGGCCCACCUAGCUGUGGAGGGUGUGGAGCUUGCGGCUGUGGCUGUGGCGGUUGUGGUUGCGGAGGCGGCUGUGGCUGCGGCUGCGGCUGCGGCGGCUGCGGCAUGGGGGGUCCAGGCUGCAGCAGUGGCAUGGGAUGCAGCGGCAUGGGUUGUGGAGGCUGUGGGCCUGGAGGUCCUGGCUGUGGACCCGGUCCAGGCUGUGGGGGUUGUCCUGGAUGCGGCUGUGGUUGUCAAGGGAUGGGCGGCUGUGGAGGUUGUGGAUGUGGAUGCGGCUGCGGUUGUGGCAACUGGGGAGGAAAAGGUGGUGGCAAGCAAUGGGGACAGCCUGGAUGGUGAGUCGCAUGAGUUUUGGGUGCGAUGUUUCAUUGCGUCAGUUGCACGGCAUGUGCGACCGGAAAGGGCUUCUGCAAGUCCAGCUUGGCACAUUUAGCUCAUGCAGAUGAGCAAGAGAAGCACUGCCGCUCAAUGCAAACUGAGAGUGAAGUC
Molecule: messenger RNA, 1674 nt
Organism: Cladocopium goreaui
Lineage: Eukaryota; Dinophyceae; Suessiales; Symbiodiniaceae
Source: the annotation of a GenBank genome assembly